CUUUUCCCCUCAUAUUUCUCUACUUGACCCGGUUCUCAUAGUAUCUAUUGUACACGUGUUACCCUGUGUAUUAUUAUGGACACCUUUUCAUACCUUUGUUCUUUUCUAAUGUUACUGUGUUUUCCUAUGCAACGAAUCUGAUAUCCUAGACAUCCCUGCUAUUCUGACCUUGUAGGAGUACCGUAUUAUACGAAAACAUCUUGCCUGGCAACUGUACUGCCUCCUAUGCGGUGCACAGACGUUGUCUCAGGUCAUGCAUAUCCCUGUCUGACCAAUCACUAACGUCCAUACCCGAGUACUCGAGUACCGGUACCGGUAAAUAUGGUAGUGAGUUACAACUGACGGGCACCUUGACUGUGGCAUUGCUGGCGGUACCGGUGAAGCAAGGGCAAUUAGCCUUGGAUGGGAUAGACAUAUGAUGAGGUGGGGAACUUUGCCUGGUACAAGGGAUGCUACAGAUCAGCAUUUAAUGUCACCUACCGGUACAGUACCACUGGCGGUUGGGGGCUCUUCCAACAGGAGUUUAUAAACCGGCCUACCCCACCACAAGAAGCUCUCACUCCGCAUCUCGAAAAUUAUUAAAAAAAAUCAACAACUUAGAUACGACAAAAGAGACUCACAACAACAUGGAUUACCCUUCACUCUCCCUGUACAAGGCUGGCCUUCUCAGCGCCGGCUUUUCCAAGAUGGAGAAGGCCUGGGUCUACACCCGCCUCAUUCAGAUGUUUCUUUCCGGGCUUCUCGUGAUCAAGACACUUAUACAUUUCAUGAGCGGCCGGCCUACGGAUGUUUACCCUGUCAUCAUCACGGUACGCACCGUACCCGCAUCUCCUUUUCAAGAACCUGCAGCUGACUCUGAUAGAAUGGUGUUAUCCUGAUCUACGUUAUCCUCUCGCUGUGGCUUCACCGGAGACGGAAGUUGGUCAGUCGGUUUGAUUUCUGGUCUAUCAACGGGCACAUGGACGUCGGUGGGAUGGUAGGGUACAUCAUCACGACAUGCGCGUGUAAUCUUAGCGCUUGGCUCAGACGCGGGCUGUGCGACUACCGCUCGGCGUACUGCCCCAACCGGGGUUUCCAUAUCGUCUGGAUGUCAUUCUCGUGGUUAGUGCCAUCGCGAGGAUAAUGAUUCAACUUAACAUUAAGGCUAAAUAAAUUCAUAGUGUUGCGUUCGCCUUAUCUGCCAUUCUCUGCUUCUACCUCCACUUUUGCGGUGGUGAGGGCCGCAUCGCUCUCCCGGCCAAUGAGGACCCCCCAUCCUACCAGCCCGUCAGAAACUCGUCCAUCGCGGCUUUGGCCAUCGCCGUGCCGGGAACCCGAUCCAUGAAUCCGGACACGGUGAUUCAGGGAGCGGUCGACUACAUCGACAGACUACACCGAGACGCCAGAGCACGUGAGGCCGCCGGCGCUCCAGAGCCCGAAGGGACUUCAGGGGAAUCGAGCAGCGCUAGCGCUGCUGUUCCGGUCCCGGACCUUUCAGCGCAGUUGAGUGCUAUGGCGGCUAGGAUUGAAGCUAUGGAAAGGUCGAACGAUAGUAAAGAGUAGAGAACACAUGCUCUGGGGGGUGUGGAUGAGAGGACGGAUAUUCACUAUUGAACGCACCAUACAAUCAGAAUCCUCCUCAUUCCAUCGCACCCCCGCCGGAUUCUUCUUUGGCGCGCAUGGCGGGCGGAUUCUCACUGCUUUUUUGUUUGUUUGUUGUGUUGGCUAUAUCUAUUUACUUCAUAUUCAUACACUCAUUGAAUUUG
Molecule: messenger RNA, 1745 nt
Organism: Tuber aestivum (summer truffle)
Lineage: Eukaryota; Fungi; Ascomycota; Pezizomycetes; Pezizales; Tuberaceae
Source: the annotation of a GenBank genome assembly